AUGUCGGCUCCUGUUAACGACCCCACCUUCCAGGGAUAUGCUACACACGACACAGGUGUCCAGACCACCUGGACCAUCCUACCAACGCAGACCCAGCUCCUCCUGCUCACCACCAACGCCACCAGCACCGCCAUCAUGUCUGCUCCCGUUAUCCCCCCUGGUGGCACCUUCUUCGACGCCAACACCUUCAAGCGCUCCUUCGUUGACGUCCCCGUCGAUGCCGACAAGAACAAUGCCAUUGCUACCAAGGAGUUCAUCGAGGCCGCCGAGUCUCUGACUCCCAUCUUCGGCACGCCGCCUCAUCCCAUCAAGCCAACGAAAUCCAAAAUAAACCAGCGCUACACAGAGGCUCCUGCAGAGUCCGCCACCUUGCAGGAGCUCGUCGUCAACGAGCUCAAGUCCAAGAAGCACGUUGCAACCGAAGGCCUCUUGUGGCUGACCCGACCUACCUCUAUGGACAACAGGGGCCUCGAGUUCAUGUGCCUCGCCCUCAAUGCCAACAUCAACAACAAGACCGAAGAGCUCGCCACUUCAUUCCGCAACGCCUACGGCACCACCCUCAAGCCCCACCACAGCUUCGUGGUCAAGCCCCUCUUCAGUGCCGCCAUGAGCGCCUGCCCCGCUCGCAACGACUUCUACAAGAAGCUGGGAGACGACGAGGCCAAGGUCAACGAGCUCAUGCAGCAGUACUUGGGCGCCCUGGACAAGAUCAUCGGCAUCCUGAAGGCCUUUGUCAACAGCAAGGAGGCAAAGUGGUAG
Molecule: messenger RNA, 759 nt
Organism: Diaporthe citri
Lineage: Eukaryota; Fungi; Ascomycota; Sordariomycetes; Diaporthales; Diaporthaceae
Exons: 4
Coding region: 1-759 (252 amino acids)
Biological process (GO): intermembrane lipid transfer; ceramide transport
Cellular component (GO): membrane; cytosol; cytoplasm
Molecular function (GO): ceramide 1-phosphate binding; ceramide 1-phosphate transfer activity
Source: RefSeq, a predicted model, not a curated record